CGCGCCCGCUCUGUUCGUGGUUGGCUCCGACUCAACAAGCACCCCUUCUUUUCCUCCCUCGCUACCAGACCAUCCUCCCUACUGCCGAUAUCACCGUUCCAUCGCCUUGCCUACCUUCUUGGAAUCCAACAGGCUAACAGGCCACGGCACUUCGACCAACCGCCAUCACCGCCACCUUUCAUCCAUCCACCCUCCUCUCCACCACCUCCUCCAGCUCAUCGCCUCGUCUCGUGCAGAUCUCGAGCAAGCCUACACCACGUUUAAACCUCGCAGUGCACAAGAGUUUGAACCUCGCCGCCGCUCGCAGAGUGCCCGCAUUCAGAGAGCGAAGCAUCUCUGCUCUCACACGCACCUACGCACGCCCACGCGCACACUCGCUCGAAGGCUUCAGCCCUAGGCCUGCCCCCUUGCUUGCUGCGCGCGACGUCACCACCACCACCCCACCAGACACCACCACCAACGCUGUGCGAAGGCGAGAAUGCCGCCCCAAGGAGGAGAUGCACGCAAGCCCCAGCAAGAGCAAAGGCGAGGGCAAAGGCAGCCCGCAGAGCAGACACUGCCGCCACUCCAGCUCAGCCCCAUGCCCAGCGCACAGGAAGAUCAGAGCGUGAUGACCGCUUUCGGCAGCUCAAAGGCUUCGCGAGCAUGGAGCGGAGACAAGAAGAAAUGGCGUUCCGUGCACCGAGGCCGCGCUCGCACCGGACGUGGCGCCCGCCGUUUGCAGGACGAAGAAGAACAAAAGGAGGACGAGGAACACACGUUUGCCAUCCAACAGCAACAACAACAACAACAGUCGCCUUCACCUGCCUCGACCCCGGCACCACGAGCCAUCCCGCGGCCCAGCAGUGAUGCCCUGCACUCGCUGCGCGUCGCAGGCCGCGUCGUGGACGCGUAUGUAUGCGGAAAGCUGCCUCCAACGGACCAUCAUCACAAGCUCGUUGUGAAGGCUGCCCAGGUCAUCGUCAGGUUUGCACAGCAUGGGUUUCAGCCACCACUCCAUGAUCAACAACAAGUCGAGCAGCAGCAGCAGGACGAAUGGCGGUUCAGCAUGAGCAGUGACGGCCAGAGCCCAUUCGACGAUGCUGAGCCGCUCACAACAGCACAUGCAGUGCAUUCCAAGCGCCGUCAAACGUCGCCACCUUCGACAGCAGCCAUCGCUGCGUUCACGCGGGACCCGUCAUCCGUUCCGGUGACUCUCAUGAGCCAGGUCCUUUCUCCGCUUCAGGGCACGGCACCGCGCGCUACCGACAUCCAGGCCAGGCAGAUCCUACUGCCGCAGACGCAGCAGCAGCAGCAGCAACAACAACAACAACAACAACAACAACAACAACAACACACGCAGCAGUUGGAGCUGAUCCGCACGGCCUUGGUUGCCGCCAGUGCUAACGCAAGCAUGCAGGGUGGUGGUAUGGACACAGACACGCUGCUGUACACGGCACUCCUUCAACAAGCCCUCUUCCAGGCCACCCCUUCGACUGCAGCGACCAGCGACACCGGCAGUGCGACCCCACCAACAACUCAACAGCAGCAGUCGUUUGGGGCGUCCCUGCCGUCUGCUGCCUCGCUGUCAUUGACUCCGCUUCCGCUUUCUACAAUACCGCAGCAGCCCACAGCCUCUAGUACAUCAUCAUUCCCUCCGUCUUCGUCCUCGUCCUCCUCUUCGUCAUCGCGCAACUGGUCUGUGGCAUCAGCGCCUGGGCUGCAGCCACUUGCUCUCGGCACCAACACAAACACCACCUACAUGCCUGGUGAUGGCCCGCCUGCCACCAAGCGGUGGAAGGCCGGGGAUGUCCGCUCUGAGAUGAGUUCUGGCACAGGGAGCAUGUACAGCUACGCUGCUUCCACCCCCACCUUCACUUCCACCUCUGCUGCGGCGACCUCUGCUGCCAACAACGGUGCACACGGCAGCAGCAGCAGCAACACCGCACCUACCUCCUCCGAUACUGCCCAUGCAUUGAGCAUCACGAGCCUCCCUGCCGACCUACAGCUGCAAGCAUACAUUGCAAGCCUGAGCACCCCCACUGCAUCCUCCACUGCGCUGGCCCAACUUCAAGGCCCUGUGGGCACCGUGCCAAUUACCACCGCCACAGCAACAGCCGCCACCGCGACCACGGGGGCACAGCGGCCCAUGUGUCCCGUCUGCCACGGCCCCGGCCGGGAAUCGCACACAAACAUUUGUGGUGUGUGCUACUGCAGCAUUUACAACGACAUUGGCAAGUGGAUCAAGUUUGAUCGUGCCAUGGCCACAGAUCCAAACAGAGCCACCGUUGCCGCCUUUACCACAGCGCUGCACGUGAUGCCACGCGGAUGCAAGAAUGGGUUCGCCUGCACCCCAGUGCACUACCACCCAUCUCUUCCCCGUGGCCAGAAGUGCACUCGCUGCCGCAGCAUUGCCAUCUGCCGCGCAGUCCCCGACCUUGUGGCCUCACUCAUCACGGCCAGCGUCGAUAAGGAGCGUCAGCGUGAUGACGAAGAUGAGGAAUAACAGGACACUGCACACCUUUACCCUGCCAGCACCACCAUCGUCAUCAUCAUCAUCAUCAUCAUCAUCA
Molecule: messenger RNA, 2552 nt
Organism: Salpingoeca rosetta
Lineage: Eukaryota; Choanoflagellata; Craspedida; Salpingoecidae
Exons: 5
Coding region: 479-2485 (668 amino acids)
Source: RefSeq, a predicted model, not a curated record